This is a messenger RNA of Oncorhynchus tshawytscha (Chinook salmon), 3463 nucleotides long. RefSeq names its product protein kinase C delta type. The record is from RefSeq and is a predicted model, not a curated record. The transcript is spliced from 17 exons. NCBI's taxonomy places the organism in Eukaryota, Metazoa, Chordata, Actinopteri, Salmoniformes, Salmonidae. Gene Ontology annotation, biological process: protein phosphorylation. The coding region runs from base 209 to 2269 and encodes 686 amino acids. Gene Ontology annotation, molecular function: ATP binding; diacylglycerol-dependent serine/threonine kinase activity.
UUUUCAUGGAAAGUAAUAGAGGCAGCCUUGAAUUCUGUAGCCUAUUCAUGAGCUUUACUGGGUUUUAUUUUCAACAUAUAAAGAUUGGCUAAAAACAUAUUAGAGCUUUUAGAGGACUGCAUCUUAAGCACCAUUGUUGAUACUGUUUGUUACAACAACAACAAAACGGAAUAUCUUCUUUGAGGAGGCUGCUGGAUGAGUGGUCACCAUGUCUCCCUUCUUACGCAUCGCCUUUAAUGCGUUUGAUGUGGGCGUCUUGCCACCCCUGACUGACGCUCCCUUCUGUGCAAUUAAGAUGAAGGAGUCCCUCAGCACUGAGCGGGGGAAGACCCUAGUCCAGAGGAAACCCACUAUGUACCCUGCCUGGAAGUCCACUUUCGAUGCCCACAUCUACGAGGGCCGUGUCCUCCAAGUGGUUCUGAUGAAGACCGCAGAGGAGCCAUUGGCCGAGGCCACGGUGGGCGUGUCCGUACUGGCUGAGCGCUGUAAGAAGGGCAACGGCUGUGCUGAAUUCUGGGUAGACCUGCAGCCUUCUGGGAAGGUUCAGAUGGUCGUCCAGUUCUUUGUGGAGGACACAGACACAGCAGUGUUUAAGUCGAACGUGAAGGGGCGUGAAGAGGAGGAUGGGGCGAUGACACUGACCCGAAGGAGAGGAGCCAUGAAACAGGCCAAGGUCCAUUUCAUCAAGAACCAUGAGUUCACAGCCACUUUCUUCGGACAGCCCACCUUCUGCUCUGUCUGCCGGGAGUUUGUCUGGGGAUUCAACAAGCAAGGCUACAAGUGCAGACAAUGCAACGCCGCCAUCCACAAGAAAUGUAUUGACAAAAUCAUCGGGAGGUGCACAGGAACAGCAGCCAACAGCAGAGAGACUAUGUUCCAGAAGGAGCGUUUUAAGAUCGACAUGCCACAUCGCUUUAAGAUCCACAACUACAUGAGCCCUACCUUCUGUGACCACUGUGGCAGUAUGCUCUGGGGAAUGGUCAAGCAGGGCCUCAAGUGUGAAGACUGUGGCAUGAACUCCCAUCACAAAUGUGAGAAGAAAGUGGGAAAUCUCUGUGGAAUCAACCAGAAACUCCUGGCUGAGGCCCUCAACCAAGUUAGCCAAAAAUCCACAAGACGGUCUGAAUCUAACAACUCUGAGACAACGGACAUUGGAAUCUACCAGGACUUCAACAAAAGCCCAGGAGCGGACACUAGUGGAGGCUAUGAGAAGCUGUGGGAGGGAGGUAAGGGCCCUGCCCCAGCCAGCAUCACCCCCAAGACCCGCCUCACCAUUGACAGCUUUGUGUUCCACAAGGUGCUGGGCAAGGGCAGCUUUGGCAAGGUCCUGCUGGCUGAGCUGAGGGGGCGAGGACAGUACUUUGCUGUGAAGGCCCUGAAGAAAGAUGUGGUUCUGAUGGAUGAUGAUGUGGAGUGUACCAUGGUGGAGAAGAGAGUCCUGGCCCUGGCCUGGGACAACCCCUUCCUCACACACCUCUACUCCACCUUCCAGACCAGGGAACACCUGUUUUUCGUGAUGGAGUACCUGAAUGGAGGAGACCUGAUGUUCCACAUACAGGAUAAGGGUCGCUUUGACCUCUACAGAGCCACGUUCUACUCAGCAGAGAUCAUAAUUGGACUGCAGUUUCUCCACUCAAAAGGAAUCAUUUACAGGGACCUGAAGCUGGACAAUGUGAUGCUGGACAGAGACGGCCACAUUAAGAUCGCUGACUUUGGGAUGUGCAAGGAGAACGUGUUUGGAGAGAAUCGGGCCACUACUUUCUGUGGGACGCCAGACUACAUCGCACCAGAGAUUCUGCUGGGACAGAAGUACACCUUCUCCGUGGACUGGUGGUCGUUUGGGGUACUGGUGUAUGAGAUGCUGAUUGGCCAGUCGCCGUUCCAGGGUGAUGACGAGGAUGAGCUGUUUGAGUCCAUUAGGAUGGACGUGCCUCACUACCCUCGCUGGAUCACCAAGGAGGCUAAGGACCUAUUGGAGAAGCUGUUUGAAAGAGACCCCAGUCGCAGGCUAGGUGUGGUGGACAACAUCCGCGGCCACUCCUUCUUCAAGACCCUCAACUGGCCUGCCCUGGAGAAGAGAGAGGUGGACCCCCCCUUCAAACCUAAAGUGAAAGGCCCCAAUGACUGCAACAACUUUGACCGGGAGUUCCUGAGUGAGAAGCCCCGCCUCUCCCACACGGACAAGAACCUAAUCGACUCUAUGGACCAGACAGCCUUUGCAGGCUUCUCUUUCAUCAACCUCAAGAUGGAACACAUUAUGGACAAAUGAAGGCACAACAAGAUUCCCCAUCUCUUUGUUUCAACCGCACCAUUAUAAACGCAUAGGAAAGGGAGGAGGGGGAAACCAGUGUUGCAUUUAUCUCUGUGGUGGUUCCUUCAAUAAUGGUGUCUUUCUUUUCCUUGGGAUCAAACCUUGAAUUAAUCCAUGUACUGUACUUUAUCUCCCACCAUACAUCAACACACUCAUUUAGACACACCCCAUAGUUCAGUUGUUUAGUAUUGUCCAUGCUGGGAUGUCAGGGGUCAAAUGUGACUCGCUCACACACCCGUGUGCUCUGCCUACUGUAUGUCACUCUUUCCCGUCCCAUCAUUCACAUCAUUGUUUUGUGUGUGUGUUUUUACUGUCCUUGUGGGUACCAGAAGUCCUCACAAGGAUAGUAAAACAAGGAUAAUUCAGGCAAGUGAGGACAUUUUGCUGGUCUUCACAAGGAAAAAUGCUAUUUUAGACUUAGGGAUUAGGGUUAUAAUUAAGGUUGGGGCUAGGGGUUACGGUUAGGUAUAUUUUGGGGUUAAGGUUAAAUUUAGGGGUUAGGGAAAAUAAGAUUUUGGGUGGCAAUCAAGUUUUUGGCCCCCACAAGGAUAGCAAUAUAAAAGUGUGGGCAUGCAUGCAUGCAUGAAUAUGUCUGAGUGACAGCAUGAAUCUCCAGUAUAUUUUAAAUGUUUUAUAAUGAAAAGAACGUUGACUUUUUCAGGUGCGAAUUCAGUACCCUGUGGAAGGUACAAUUAAUUCAAUUGAAAAGGUGAUACAAAACAAAUGAUAGAACACCAAAGUUACAGGACCAGUAGAGGAUGCACAGGUUUAUACAGGCAUGGAUAGUCUCUCACCUUUGUCUGCCCAUCCACAUGAUAUAAAACUAAGGAUUUGUAAAUGGUACUGCAGCUUCCCCACUCUCCGGAACAAACCAGAGCUACUCUGAUCAAACCACAGCUACUCUGAUUCAGAUCUGCGUUACAGUAGUGUGAAAUGGAGUGGGACAUCAUACUGGAAGGAGUCAAUGUAAUGGUACUCUGCAGUCAUUCGUCUUGAAGGUUAUGGGUGUGUGUUGGGGUAGGAUUCCUUUAGAAAAAGGAUGGAUAAAUUGGGUCUUGUGUUACUUGAAUGUAGCUAUUUUAAAAAGCAAAUAAUAAUAAUAAUAUGCUGUACGUUAAAUUAAAAUGAUAUGUGCAUUGCCUUCGGAAAGUA